This is a messenger RNA of Notechis scutatus (mainland tiger snake), 1456 nucleotides long. The record is from RefSeq and is a predicted model, not a curated record. NCBI's taxonomy places the organism in Eukaryota, Metazoa, Chordata, Lepidosauria, Squamata, Elapidae.
GCUCCUCCUGUCCGCAGGUAAACUGAUCAUCUGCAACGUGACGGGAAUCGCCCAUCGACGCCCGCAAGGAGAGAGCUACGACCAGGCCAUCCGGAACGACGAGACGGGGCUCUGGCAGUGCCCCUUCUGCCAGCAGGACAACUUCCCCGAGCUGAGCGAGGUGUGGAACCAUUUUGACAGCGGCUCCUGCCCUGGUCAGGCCAUUGGGGUGAAAACCCGUCUGGACAACGGCGUCACCGGUUUCAUCCCCACCAAAUUCCUCAGCGACAAAGUGGUCAAACGGCCGGAGGAAAGAGUCAAGGUGGGGAUGACCGUCCAUUGCAGGAUCAUGAAGAUCGACAUUGAGAAGUUCAGCGCCGACCUGACCUGCAGAACGUCGGACCUCAUGGACAGGAGCAAUGAGUGGAAGCUGCCCAAGGACGCCCACUACGACUUUGCAAAUGAGGCCUCUGACCACAAGCAGGAUGAAGAGCUGAAGAGGAAGCAGCAACGGACCACGUACAUCAAGCGGGUGAUCGCCCACCCCUCCUUCCACAACAUCAACUUCAAGCAGGCCGAGAAGAUGAUGGAGACCAUGGACCAAGGCGACGUCAUCAUCCGGCCCAGCAGCAAAGGAGAGAAUCACCUGACAGUCACCUGGAAGGUCUGCGACAACAUCUACCAGCACGUGGACGUGCGGGAGGAGGGCAAGGAGAACGCCUUCAGCCUGGGCUCCACCCUCUGGAUCAACACCGAAGAGUUUGAGGACCUGGACGAGAUCGUGGCCCGCUACGUCCAGCCCAUGGCCUCCUUCGCCCGGGAUUUGCUCAGCCACAAAUACUACCAAGAUUGCAGCGGAGGAGACCGGAAGAAACUGGAGGAGCUGCUGGUGAAAACCAAGAAGGAGAAGCCCACCUUCAUCCCCUACUUCAUCUGCUCCUGCAAGGACCUUCCGGGCAAGUUCCUGCUGGGCUACCAGCCGCGAGGGAAGCCAAGGAUCGAGUAUGUGACGGUGACGCCAGAGGGAUUCCGCUAUCGCAACCACGUCUUCCCCACCGUCAACGGCCUUUUCCGGUGGUUCAAGGAUCACUACCAGGACCCUGUGCCAGGUGUCACUCCCAGCAGCAGCAGCCGCACCCGGACGCCCGCCUCCAUCAACGCCACUCCUGCCAACAUCAACCUCGCAGACCUGACCCGAGCCGUCAACACCUUGCCGCAAAACAUGACCUCUCAGAUGUUCAGCGCCAUCGCUGCCGUGACGGGGCAGGGGCAAAACGCCAACGCCACCCCUGCGCAGUGGGCUUCCAGUCAGUACGGCUAUGGGGGCAGCGGCGGGGGCAGCAGCGCAUAUCACGUGAGUGGGCGGAAGGGCUCCGGGCCCCACCCGAGUCCCCCGGCAGUGCCCCACCUCAGCUGGGCAGCAGGACGAGUCUUCGUGUUCCUAGAGACCGUCUGUGGGAAUCCUCCAGUCAUCCGG